Scomber japonicus (chub mackerel) is the source of this 2600-nucleotide messenger RNA. RefSeq names its product thioredoxin-related transmembrane protein 2b (gene tmx2b). Gene Ontology annotation, cellular component: membrane-bounded organelle. Gene Ontology annotation, molecular function: disulfide oxidoreductase activity. The coding region runs from base 77 to 997 and encodes 306 amino acids. The transcript has 8 exons. Gene Ontology annotation, biological process: brain development. The record is from RefSeq and is a predicted model, not a curated record. NCBI's taxonomy places the organism in Eukaryota, Metazoa, Chordata, Actinopteri, Scombriformes, Scombridae.
GGCUCCAUCACUCGCUGGGCUAACGUAACCUCACUGUUUUCGGGGUUCAAGGUUCCAGAACAGCUAAGCAGAGAAAAUGGCUCUGCUAACGCCGCUACUCGCUUUCCUCUACCACCUGCCGCAGGUGUACAAAUGGCUGCUAAAGCCUUACUAUAUCGCUUCUCUCUUCAUGUCUAUCGCCUUCCUAGCCAUUCGCAAAACGCCCGGCGUCUGCGACCACCUGGCCACGGAACGAGAAGACGGCAACUCCUGCGACUUCGACUGGAGAGAGGUGGAGAUCCUCAUGUUCCUCAGUGCCAUCGUCAUGAUGAAGAACAGACGAGCGAUCACGGUGGAGCAGCACGUCGGCAACAUCAUCCUGUUCAGCAAAGUGGCCAACGUCAUCCUGUUCUUCAGACUGGACAUCAGGAUGGGUUUACUCUACCUGACACUUUGCAUAGUGUUUAUGAUGACCUGUAAGCCUCCUCUGUACAUGGGACCAGAGUACAUCAAAUACUUCAGCGACAAAACCAUUGAUGAUGAGCUGGAUAGAGACAGUCGUGUGACGUGGAUUGUCGAAUUUUUCGCCAACUGGUCUCCAGAGUGCCAGUCCUUUGCUUCUGUCUACGCUGACCUCUCCCUCAAGUAUAACUGCUCCGGUCUCAAGUUCGGCAAAGUGGACAUCGGACGCUACGGAGAGGUUUCUAAAAGGUACAGGGUUUCUACGUCCCCGCUGUCCAAACAGCUGCCAUCCUUGGUGUUAUUCCAGGGAGGAAAGGAGGUGAUGCGGCGCCCCCAGGUUGACAAGAAGGGCAGAGCCGUAUCCUGGAGCUUCACUGAGGAGAACAUCAUCCGCGAGUUUAACCUCAAUGAACUCUACCAGAAGUCCAAGAAGCUGAACAAGUCCAAAGGAGACAAGAUCAACCAAUCCCAGUUCCCCCCCGUCCCCGAGGAGGAGGAGCCUGAGCAGCCAGGAGUGGACGAAGAGGAGGAGACCGAAACCAAGAAGGACAAAUAAAGACGGUGUGUGUGUGUGUGUGUGUGUGUGUGUGUGUCUGUGUGUGUGUGUCGCUCAGCUUGGACCUCUGGAUGGAACUCGUGGGUUCAGGUCAGCUCCUCUUUAAAGUGUCCAGUUUGUUUCUAUCAGCAGGGGGGGGCUGUGUCAGUGUGGAUCAUCAUACCCCCCCCCCCAAAGAGAUCUCACUCUCCAAUGAGAAUGACUUCUUGUUAAAAUGACCACAAUAGGUCUUUCUCUGUGUUUCCAGCAGCGUGUCACUCUUUAACAGUAAGUGAACAGCAGAGCAGCUGUACACUGACCUCAGUCCUGCAGUAGAAGAACAAAGAGAGCGAGUGUACACUCUGUCAGAGCGAGCUGAGACCCAGUAAAGAGGGCUGAAUGUUCAAACCUGCUCCACUAUGUGAGUGUGAAGCCUGGAGGAAAUGUGCUGUGCAGAGUCUUCACAACACAUUUCUGCUGGUUAAAGCUGUGAAGGCCCCUCCCCCCACUGACCCACCGCCAGUCAGAUUAUUACUAAUUAACAAUGAGGGAGCAGUGAAUGUGAUGCUACUUGUUGUUUUUUCAUGUCGAUGUUUUUAUGCAACUAAUUUAAUCCAGAGUAGAUUUUUAAACUUGUUUUAACUGUAUAUUAUUAAUGAAUUAAUGUAAAGUAAGUGAACAGACAUUCAGUUGAUUAGCAGUGUUGAACAUUCAGGUUCACCACUGUUUCUCUUCACAUGAGAAAACAUAGUAUGGGAGCGCUUGAUUAGUAUCACUACAGCCGCAUGACGGGUGGAGUUUGUCAGGUUCCGCGUCCGUGUUGAUAGAACGUCAACUUUCUGUCAUUCACACAUUCCAUUAUUAUUAUUAUUAUUAUUAUUAUUAUUAUUAUCAUUAUUAUUAUUAUCAUUAUUAUUAUUAUUAUUUUAUUAUUAUUAUUUUUUUUACAGAUUCCUGCUCUCCUUUGUUUUGUUGGGUUUUUUGUCCAGUGUUUGCCUCUAACAGAGCUCAGCUCUUAGUUAACAUGUCAUGUUGCCUCCACUCAUGCUGUACAUUCAUUCAUUCAUUCAUUCAUGUUAACCUGUCACAUGUUUCCUGAUGUGGAAACAUCUGCAGGUUUUCUGCAAGCUGAGCAGUAUUUUAUUAUUUGGGUAUUUUGAAGCCUUGAUUAGUAGCAGACAGGAGAUAAAGAUAGAGAGAGAGUGAUGAGGAAUAACAAGCAGCACAGGUCCUCGUUCUGGUUCGCUGUCAGCGCCUUAACCUAAACCACCAGGGUGCCCUAGGGAACCAGUAUCUGAUUUGUUUCCAUUGAGUCUUUGAUUUCAGUUUCACUCACAGCUCCCAAAAUUGUCAUCAAGCCACCAAAUAAAGAAGUCAAGCAUGAAAUGAAUGUUGAUGAUUGUUAGGAGCCUUUUUUUAUUUCCUCUAACAGCGUUUGCAGCUGUUCACUAGAAGAAAUGAUCUGCAGUAAUUAUUGAUUACUUAUUAAUUUCAUACGUGAUCAUUUUCUAGAAGUUUCCUGGAUUACAUUUCAUUUGGUACUAAUUAUGAGAAAAUGUGAUUCUCCUUUUUUUAAAAGAAAAGCUUCAUUAAAUCCAGACUACUAUUCAUUAUUAUUAUACAC